AUGCCAUCGAACGGCAAUCCCGACAAGGCGCAGCAGCCUCUUGGCUCUGGCCUCAACAGCGUCUAUGGUAGCCAAACCAGGCACGGCAUCUGGAGGACAUACCCGGCGUCACACACAAGAGGCGGAUCCCUCAGCCAAGAUCCUGCCGAGAACACCAGCAACGGCACUCACAUUGGCCGCGAAGGCACGUUCAGCAACUAUCCAUGGAACGACGAUAACGAUCGAUCCUCCAGCUCGUCUCCUUCACGAACUCGAAAUGGGGCCAUACCCAGAGCCCCCACAUUUGGCAAUGGCGCUGAGGCGUCUGGCAUGAGCAACGGACUGAACGGCCAUGGCAGAAAUGGAUUCACUGACAAUGGCAUGGCUCGAUCCACCAACGAUGCCUCGUUUUUCGAGACUCUGUCCUCGAUCCCAGCUACCGACCCGAGCGGCCCUCCUUCCCGCCAAUCGCAGGCCUCUCCCGGCUAUGGCGACUUGUUCAACGGACGCACAAACGGACACGCGCAGAGCAGUUCCUUCUCCCAGCGUGCCAUGCCGAGCAACGGCAAUGGAUCUUCUCAUCAGGCCAACAACAGCCAAGCCUUCUCCCUCAACCAGCAGCUGGGCGACCACAUGGGUAUGCCGUACGGGCGGCGCGGCGCGGCCGAGCAUGGGAAACUCAAGGGCAUGUCCUCUCAGUCUUCUCAGCUCAACCCAGGCUCCCAGCCUUUUGCCGACACCAAUGGCUCUAGAUUCGGCCCUGCAUUUGCACAAGACUCGGCCCUCGAAUCGCUGGCCAGCAGCUUCUCUACGCUCAGGCGACCAUCCGACUCCCCAAGCGCGUCAUAUUAUUCGGAAGGCAACAGCACCAUCAGAAACUUCCCAAACAAUGCGGGCCCAUGGAACGUGAGCGCCGCUCUGAUGAGAGAUGCUCAGGCCGCCGAGCUCGAAAGGCGAGACUCGGCUCAAGCAUACGCGGGCACAUCUUACAGUCCCGGCUACUAUUCUCCUCAGCCUUCCUACCCUUUGACCCCUCAACACGCCAACAACUAUCUGGAGCAACAGUAUCCCCAGGCACACAGGCAAGCUAUGCUGUCAAGCUACAACAUGCCCUAUAACAUGCCAUAUCCUCUGAGUGGCACGUUGCCACAGAUUCACACGGCCGCCGAUGGCGACCGGACGCGAGGCUUACGCAGCGCCCGACUGGAAGAGUACAAGAACAACAAGGGCAAGAAGCACGAGCUUAAGGACUUCUAUACCUACAUGGUCGAAUUCAGCGGGGACCAGCAUGGCUCGCGAUUCAUCCAGGGCAAGUUGGAGACCGCCAACAGCGACGAGAAGGAGCAAGUCUUCAGGGAAAUCGAACCAAACGCCAUCCAGCUGAUGCAAGAUGUCUUUGGCAACUAUGUGGUGCAGAAAUUUUUUGUGCACGGCAACCAGGUGCAGAAGAAGAUGCUCGCGAACAAGCUCAAGACCAAGAUGGUGGACUUGUCGCUACAGGUCUAUGCAUGCCGCGUGGUCCAAAAGGCCCUAGAGCAUGUUCUCGUUGACCAGCAGCUCGAGCUCGUGCAAGAGCUUAGUGCUGACAUUCUCAAGGUGAUCAAGGACGGCAACGGCAACCAUGUGGUGCAGAGGAUCAUCACCCUCGUCGACAGGAAGCACCUGGACUUCUUGAUGGAGGCGAUCAGUGGCAAUGUUAUGGCACUCUCCAAUCAUCAAUACGGUUGUCGCGUGAUCCAGCGCAUGAUGGACCACGGCACCCCCCAGGACCGCGACAGCAUCAUUGCGGAGCUGCGUCCGUCCGCACACUUGUUGCUGCCUGAUCAAUACGGCAACUAUGUUGCACAACACAUCAUCCAGCACGGCAGUUUCCAGGAUCGAGAGCGCAUGGUCCGACUAGUUCUUGAUCAGCUGGUAGACCUGUGCAAGCACAAGUACGCGUCCAAUGUGGUGGAGACGUGCAUCAUCCAUGGCGUGCCGGAGCUGCGCACAAUGAUCCGCGAACGCUUCGAGCAAGUCGGCAGCGACGGGACGAGCAUUCUCAGCCAGCUCCUGAAGGACAGCUAUGGUAACUAUGUGAUACAAAAGAUGGCGACUUUCCUUCACGGUGAGGAGCAGAAUGCAUUUGUCGAACAGAUCAGGCCCCUUUUCUCCAACUUCAAGAAGAGCGGCAACGUGCGACAGAUCUCAGCCAUGGAGAAGAUGUUCGAGCAGCAUUCCUACGGAGAGCUGAAGCCAGACAAGAAUACUUACGGCCAGGUCCGCCCCGUGGCGCCGGCCCCUGGCAUCACACAGGAGCCUGGACAGUCUCCAGGAGUCUCCACUAUGGUGAACGAUAGUGACGACUCCACCCUCAUGACAAACGGUAUCACCACCAACGGAGAUGGGCCCGGUGCUUAG
Emericellopsis atlantica is the source of this 2379-nucleotide messenger RNA. RefSeq names its product pumilio domain-containing protein. Gene Ontology annotation, biological process: nuclear-transcribed mRNA catabolic process, deadenylation-dependent decay. The record is from RefSeq and is a predicted model, not a curated record. Lineage: Eukaryota; Fungi; Ascomycota; Sordariomycetes; Hypocreales; Bionectriaceae. Gene Ontology annotation, molecular function: mRNA 3'-UTR binding. The coding region runs from base 1 to 2379 and encodes 792 amino acids. Gene Ontology annotation, cellular component: cytoplasm. The transcript is spliced from 3 exons.